Thunnus maccoyii (southern bluefin tuna) is the source of this 3164-nucleotide messenger RNA. RefSeq names its product breakpoint cluster region protein. The transcript has 23 exons. The coding region runs from base 191 to 2731 and encodes 846 amino acids. The record is from RefSeq and is a predicted model, not a curated record. Gene Ontology annotation, molecular function: guanyl-nucleotide exchange factor activity; GTPase activator activity. Gene Ontology annotation, cellular component: membrane. Lineage: Eukaryota; Metazoa; Chordata; Actinopteri; Scombriformes; Scombridae. Gene Ontology annotation, biological process: signal transduction; positive regulation of GTPase activity.
CUUUUAUCAAGCUAGUCACACAAAAUCAGUUGUACCUGUCCCUGCCUGGUACCAGGCCCCGCAGCUUCAGGCUGCUUCCUGUCUCCUCAUCCUCAUCCUCCCACCACUGAACCAGCCCUGCUCCCACCUGAAGGAGGAGAGCUCCAGAGCUCAGCCUGCGCUGCGAGUGACAAGACCUUCAAGAGCUCCGAUGGACAUCUACCGGGAGGCUGUGGAAUAUCUGAAGUUGCACCAUAUACCAGUUGAAGUGGAACCACAGCCCGACGUCCUGGAGGAGGAUGUUUUCCAAGAGGAGGCGGUGUCCUGCCUCCUGUCCCCUCUGCAAGCAGAAUGCUUAGACUUCCCUGACACCCCUACGUCAUGCAGCCUGGAGGAAAUGUUCGAGAGGAGACUUGCGGUCCUGAAAGGCAUCCUGGAGAGCGAGGAGGUCUACCUCAGAGAGCUGGAGGCACUGCUGAUGCCCAUGAAGGCUCUGCGGGCCUCAGCCGGGACCUCCCAGCCGGUUCUCUCCAGUCGACAGGUCCAAACUGUUUUCUACCAGGUUCCUGAGCUCAGAGACAUGCACCAAAGCUUCUACUCAGGUCUGAAAGUCCAACUGAGCGGACAAUGUCAGACUGAGCUCAGUCCAGACCUCCGUACGCAGCAGGAGUCAGGUCCAGAGUGGGAGAUGAGGCGUUUUAGUGAGGAGACAGAAGAGUUGAAACACAGAGGCUUUGAGCUGAUUGUGGGAGAUUUGUUUCUGAAAAUGGUGAACCAGAUCGGCCUGUACGGUGGUUUCAUCCAAAACUACGAGGAAGCGGUUGAAGUUGUGAGGAAGUGCACGCAAUCAGACCCUCGCUUCCGAACGCUGGCCCAGAGCAUGAUGUCAAACAACGGCUCAGACAAAACACGGACUAAAUACACGUUUGAAGCUCUACUGUACAAACCUUUGGACAGAGUAACCAAGACCACACUAGUCUUACGUGAUCUCUUGAAGGCGACCCCAGUGGAGCACCAAGAUUACGCAGUCUUACAGGAAGCUCUGAGGUUGUCACGCAGCUUCCUGUCUGGUGUCAACGAGAGUUCACAGUGCAAACGAGAGGUCACGCUCAGUCACGGCAUGAGACGUCAACUGAUGCGUGAUGGCUUCGUGGUGAACGAGGGGGAACGUGGUCUGCGUCACCUCUUUCUUUACACCGAUCUCCUGCUGUGCACCAGAUUAAAACCUGCGAACAGAGGGAAGCAGGACCAGUACAGGUUCUGCUGGUAUCUGCCUCUUGCCGGUCUCAAACUUCGCUGGGUUGAAGAUCAGGAACAAAUAGCUGACACACACCUCCGAUUACACGACAUAAGAGCUAAGAUGUACCACCUCCGACAGCAGCUACAGCAACACGCGAAGGGAUCCAGGGGUUCAGUCUCGGGAGCUCGCAACAAGAAGAAACUGGAGCAACAUGAGAUGAUGCUGCUCACACACUUCCCUGUUUACAGGCUGGAGCUACACAGCCCAAGUGACAAGAGUCAAACUCUCCUCUUCUGCUCUUUGUAUGAACUUGAAGAAUGGAGGGAAGCCAUCUACAAACUCACCACAGACAAUAUAGAAACUAUCCCUCCAGACCUGCUCACCCUCACCAGCGCAUGUGUGAAGCUGAGAAUGACCCAACAGCCGCCGCUACACACCACCAUCACUGGAGAGGACAAGGAGUCGUUGUGUGGGACUCUGAGUGUGGCGAUCCACUCUGCCUGUGGCCUGCAGCAACCAGCUUGUGUGUAUGUGUGUGUGGAAGUAGACGGCUACGAGUUUUACGAUAAACAGGCGAAGACACACUCCUCAAUCCACAGCCUCAACCCACACUGGGACCAGGAGCUGUCUCUCCAGGUGGACGAGGCACAGAACCUGAGGUUGCUCUGUGUGAGUCAGUCUGACGGAGGGGACGAUGCUGUCCUAGGAAAAACUUCUGUAAAGUUGGAAUCUAAAACCCUGAAUAAGCGAUGGAGAAGACAGACUCUACACCUGGGCCAGGUGGAGGUGACCCUCUCCCUGAAGUACUCGCACCACCAGCUUGACCCGCCCAGCUCCGCGGCUCAGCAGCAGCCCGUCUUCGGCGUCCCGAUUGAAACUGUGGCUCAACUGGAAGGAGUGCUGGUCCCCCAUGUGGUGCGAUGCUGCGUGGAGGAGGUGGAGAGGAGAGGCCUGGGUGAGGUGGGCAUCUACAGGGUUUCAGGGACCGCCAGUGACAUCAACACACUCAAGGCAGCCUUCAACGGCAAUCUGCGUGAGGCGGUAACCAGGCUGAGAAGAGCAGAAGUGAACGUCGUCUCCGGUGUCCUCAAACUUUACUUCAGAGAGCUGCCUGAGCCUCUCAUCCCCGCUGAGCUGUUUCAGAGUCUGGCCAGGACGCUGGAGAUCCAGGACUUGAACUCGCGGCUGGUCUCCAUGCUGUCCCUGCUGCAGUCCUGUCCCGACGCCAACCGCCACACCUUCGUCUACCUGCUGCACCACCUCCAACGAAUCUCUGAGAGGCAUGACAUAAACAAGAUGACUCUGCUGAACCUGGCUACAGUGUUUGGUCCGAGCCUUGUGCGCCCCCCUGUGGUUGGACUGGGGCACGACGGCCCCAUUAUGGAUAUCCCCCAGGAGGUGGUGAUACAGGUCCAAGUGGUUUUCUGCUACCUGCAGUGCAACAACCUCCCUGAAGCCCAGAUCUCUCUGCCACAUGACACAGACGCUGAAGAUGAGACCACCCACAUGUGAGACCACCAUCUGUGUCCUGAUGUGUGUGUGUGUAUGUGUACAAAAUUUGAAUAAAGACUGUAGGACAAUAAAUUUAUUUAUUGAUAAAAUAUGGACAGACACUGUUCUUUUCUUUUAACUUCUUUAGCAACUUUUAGUAGAAUUUUGUGCCUUUUAAUGAGUCUGGUUCAGCAGGUGAUCGCAUGUGAAGAUAUUUAAAAAGACUUAAACUCAUUCCAGACUUCCUCCAUAUGGGAUAUCAAUACUCUAAGACAGAACUAUUUGUAUUUAACUAUUUUACAUUCUAAUGUCUCUGUAUCUUGAACAUAUGUGUGAACAAUUCAAUUUAAAUCUGUUAAACUCAACAGUACACUAACGUUUCUGUCUAUAAUUUGAGUUUCAAAGUGGAAAAAUGUUUCAUCUUUUUUUAAUAAAACUGGUCAGAAAGUGAAAA